AGAUUUGAGACCCUAUAUAAUGCGUACACUGAAGUUUCAUUUCAUUACCUUUCUAGCAUUUAGUCGCGAAGCAUCUGGCAAGAUGGAGUGGUUAAGAGGACUUAUCUUUAUCAGUUGUGCGCUUUGCGCAUUUGGUUUAAACUCACCCCGACCCCCCAGCAGCCCUUCCUCUGUUGAGGAGGUAGCCGCUAGUCGAUCAUCUUUUCCCAUGCCUGGAGACAUCGUGGAAGGUGAUAUUGUCCUUGAUGACAACACCGCAGCCCUGUUACGUGGAGGAGCUAGGAAUGCUAUGGCCAAUGUUAACAAAUGGCCCAAUGGUGUUGUUCCUUACAUCUUGGACUCUAGCGUAGACGAUUACCUGAGACAACAGAUUGACAUUGGUAUUGCUGAGUACCAUAAAUACACCUGUCUGCGCUUCGUAAAGAGGACCGUKGAGAAGAACUACAUUCGUAUCGUAAAGCCAGCGUCAGGCUGUAACUCAAUGGUUGGUGUGGUAGGAAACGGAGAGCAGAUCCUCAACAUGGGACCCGGAUGCGAGUAUGUUGGGUUGGUGUUGCACGAAUUUGGUCACGCAAUUGGUUACUUCCACGAACACAACAGACCAGACCGUGACAAUGUAAUCGAGGUCUUGUGGGAUAACGUUCAGCCAGCAUUCAAGUCCGCUUUCAAAAAGUACACUUUCCAGGAGGCUGAUACGCAAGGAUACUCCUACGAUCUCACGUCUAUCAUGCACUACGAAAACAGUGCUUUUGGCAAAGCUGGUUUCUGUAAGACUACCAUUAUUGUCAGGAACAACCCAUCAUAUGAGGUUCGCCCGGUUUAUGAAAGAGGGGUGUUCAGCCCCCAGGACAUUAAGAAGAUUAACAAGCUGUAUGGAUGUCCAAUGAAGGGAUUACCUGAUGUGGUUAAGCCAGGCACUAAUAACCCAGAUCCUAACGCCUGUGUUUGCGAAGACAAGCAUGCUGAGUGUCAAAGCUGGAAAGAUAGGGGUGAAUGUGGAAACAACAAUGCAUGGAUGAGCUCUAACUGUCCAAAAUCUUGCAGGGUUUGUGGAGAACCAGAUUCAGAUUGCAAAGAUGAGUAUCCUCAAGCUUGUUCUGACUGGAGCAGUCAAGGCGAAUGUCAAGCCAAUCCUACUUGGAUGGGAAAUAAUUGUAAGAAGUCCUGCAACAAAUGCUCUACUACAGGUACCUUACCUCCCCAGACCCAACCACCCUCUACUUUAGAACCAACCACGGAACCUGAUGACAAUUGUACCUUGAUUCCUGACACACCUCCACCCCCAACACCACCACCCCAGACACCAGCACCCCCAACGCCACCACCCCCAACGCCACCACCCCAGACACCAGCACCCCCAACACAAUCACCCAAUACCCCACCAACUGGGGACUGUAAGGACGUCUACCCGGCAGAAUGUCCCAAGUAUAAGUCGUGGGGCUGGUGUACCCGGCAGGACAGGCUUGAUURCAUGAAAGAAGUGUGUAGUAAGACAUGCAAAUUCUGCGGCGGAACGACAGUUACCAAUCCACCAAGUACCCAAUCUCCACCAACUGGGGACUGUAAGGACGUCUACCCGACAGAAUGUCCCAAUUAUAAGUCGUGGGGCUGGUGUACCCAACAGGACAGGGUUGAUUACAUGAAACAAGUGUGUAGCAAGACAUGCAAUUUCUGCGGAGGAUCUACAGGUGGUGGUGGUGGUAAUGGUGAUUGCAAAGAUGUGUAUCCUCAAUACUGUCCGGACUACAAGAGCAGAGGGAUGUGCACAGAUCCUAACUACGUGGACUACUGCAAAGAAGUUUGCAAAUCAACCUGUGGAUACUGUUAAACGCAUCCCAGAAACGUUUACAACUCCCAAUCUUGAAUGGACCGUUCAAUUUAGUUAUAGCAAACAUGUGAAUUUGCGUUUUAAACGGCAAAUAUAAAAUGGCAAAUAAAUAUUGUAGUCAACUUA
This is a messenger RNA of Actinia tenebrosa (Australian red waratah sea anemone), 1954 nucleotides long. RefSeq lists its product as uncharacterized. The record is from RefSeq and is a predicted model, not a curated record. NCBI's taxonomy places the organism in Eukaryota, Metazoa, Cnidaria, Anthozoa, Actiniaria, Actiniidae. Gene Ontology annotation, biological process: proteolysis. Gene Ontology annotation, molecular function: zinc ion binding; metalloendopeptidase activity.